AUGGGCGAAGAAUCACAGGCCGGCGACGGAAAAGUGGUGUUAAAACGUAAAAUAACAUUGUUCAAUGGAGUGGGCAUCAUAAUAGGAACGAUUAUUGGUUCUGGAAUUUUUAUAUCGCCGACUGGAGUUUUCCUUAACACCGGAUCAGUAGCCGCAUCACUAAUAAUAUGGCUAGUAUGUGGUCUUCUGUCCACUCUUGGGGCGUUGUGUUACGCAGAAUUGGGGACUUCAAUCACCAGGUCGGGAGGUGACUAUGCGUACAUAUACUCGGCGUUUGGACCAUUGCCGGCGUUCCUUAGACUGUGGAUAGCUUUACUAAUUAUCAGGCCAACGACACAAGCUAUAGUGGCACUCACUUUUGGACACUACGUGGUCAAACCUUUCUUCCCUGAAUGUGACCCUCCACAAAAUGCUGUCAGACUGUUGGCUGCUGUAUGUCUUUGUGUACUUACGGCAGUCAACUGCAUCAGUGUGCGUUGGACUAUGCGCAUUCAAGAUGUCUUCACUUCCUCGAAGCUGCUCGCCCUGGUGGUCAUCAUAAUAUCUGGCAUCUAUUAUCUUUGUAUAGGUCAUACCGAGAACUUUGAUAGACCAUUUGAAGGAGAAUACAGCGCAGGCAAGGUGGCGUUAGCAUUCUAUUCUGGUUUGUUUGCCUUCGGAGGAUGGAACUACUUGAACUUCGUCACAGAGGAGCUCCAGGAUCCUUACAAGAACUUGCCUCGUGCGAUAUGGAUCGCGAUGCCGAUGGUGACGAUAAUAUACGUGAUGGCUAACAUGGCGUACUUCGCUGUGGUCUCCAAAAGCGAGAUGAUGUCCAAUCCUGCUGUUGCUGUGGUAUUUGGUGAUCGGCUAUUCGGUGGUUGGAGAUGGGUGAUCCCAGUGUUCGUGGCGCUUUCAACGUUCGGUGGAGUGAAUGGUGUACUGUUCACGUCAGCUCGCUUAUUUGCCACUGGUGCGCAAGAGGGACACAUGCCAGCUUUCUUUUCUCUCUUUCACAUCAACAAACAGACUCCGAUACCUUCACUUAUUUUCACGUGUUUCUUCUCUCUUCUUAUGUUGACUACGAGUAACGUGUUCGCAUUAAUCAACUACUUCUCACAAACGCUGUGGCUGUCUGUGGGCGCUUCAGUAGUGGGUAUGCUAUGGCUACGACGUAAGAAACCCGACAUACCGCGACCGAUCAAGGUCAACAUAGUCAUACCUUAUUUGUUCCUAAUAGCAAUCGCGUGUCUCGUCAUCAUUCCUGCGAUCACGCAACCCACAGAUACCGCUAUAGGACUCGGCAUCCUCCUGUCCGGCAUACCGGUCUACUACCUCUGUGUCAAAUGGCAAACCAAACCUGAAUGCUAUAACGUGGUAUCGGCUCACGUGUUACGAUUCCUUCAAAAGCUUUGCUCUUGUACCUAUGUUGAAUCUUUAGAGAAAAUGUCGAAUUGAUUUAUUAUUUAAAAAUAUUAAAUUUUACGCUUAAAUAUAAUAGUUAGAUAAGGUGUUUAUUGGACGAGCUUAAUAACAUUCGUAUAUUAUUAUGCACAUAUGUAAUUAUGCAAUUGAUAUACUAUUCGACCAAAAUAUAAAAUAAUUCUCAUAUCACGCACGAUGGUUGAUCGAAGUGCUAGCUAAAAUGUUUUAAGAUUCAAUUCGUUCUUACAGUAUUUAAAAAAUAUAUGUUUCAAUAAUUUAUAAGUUAACUAUAAAGCCGAAUUUACAUUACGAAAGUAGUUGCAUGAAACUAUAAACAAGUUUCACGAAACUAGUUUCGGUGCAUGUGAAACUACUUCUGUACUAAACUACUUUAAAUUACCGCAAUACAUUGAGUUAACUUGUCACAUGUAGUCACGCUUCUGUACGUUUUCCCUCACUCCUCAACUUAAUGCCGUUAUCUAAGUUAUUUCUUGUUAAAUUGAAGUAAAAAAAAAACACGUAUCUAAUCUGACUGACGGACUAAUUAGAUUAUUUUUUUAUCCAGACAUCAUCAUUAUUACACUAGUUCCGUUACAUUAAAGAUUUAAUAUUCGCAGAUGUUGUCGCGACAUUAGUUUCUUUAAAAACGAACGUAUUGCAUCAACCUAUUUUAGUAUCCUGCAACUAAGUGGACGUUUAAAAUUGCAACUGCAAGGAAAUUGACGCAAUGAAACUAGUUUCAUUUAUAAUGUAAAUUCAGCUUUAGUGUAAUAGAACAAUUUAUAUUUUAAUUUGCCGCGCUAUAAACUUAAUUAAUGUUUUUACAUAUUGUAGACAUUUCAUAAUCUUUAUAUACGCAUGGUAAUAACCAGACAAAUGUUGGUAGUUUUAAAAUUAUGAAAAAAUUAUAGCCAUUUGACAACAUUUAUUUUAUUAUAUACCUAAAGGUUUUGGAACUUUCAAAAAAAUGUAAAAAUAUAUUAAAAUAAAUGUACUCAAAACAGAAAUAUAGAUUAUAAAUUAUUCAACUAGCAGUUUAUAACUUAUCUGGCAUGUAAAAAAAAUUGUAUAUAUAUUUUAAGAUUUAUGUGUAUUGUUUUUAUUUAACGAUUUUUAUUCUCAGAACAUUCAAGUUAUUAAUGUAGAUUUACUGAUAAGAUUUUAUUACAACUUGUACCAGAUUUUAUUUUUUGUACACUGCCAGUUUUCUCGUUUAAGUGGUUUGAAAGUUAAAAUAUUUUAUUUCAUACAAAAAAAAUCUUUGAAUCGUAAACGAUGUAUUUAUUUAGGUAAGCAAUUAAUAAAUUUUAUUGUAAAUAUUAUUAUUAUCAUGGAACAGAAAGAAAGUAGUGUAAAUUAUUAUGAAAAUGUAAUAAUUGCUAUUGUCAGUAGAACACUAUAAAGUUAGAAGUACCGAAGGUCGAGCUCAAUAUUAAAAUGUGAAAUAGAGAAUGAAGGUAGGUUGAUUUUAUAUUAUCGGAAAGUUCAUUCAACCUAACCUUAUAAAGGGAUGAAAUCACCAAUUAAUCCUGUAUCUAAAAUAUGUUAGUAAUAUUCUAUGGAAAUCUGUUGUUUUGUACUCAUUUUGCUGUUUUUGCCUACUUGCCUUCUUGAAUACAGUUCAAAAUUAAUUUUCCUUUUUUUAGGUUUCAAAACGGCUCUCUAGAGUUAGUGUUCUCUCACAUGAUACAAUGAUAAUUUUAAGUUUGAAUAAAUAAUACUGCCCUGUAUUAGAAAUUGCUAUUAAAAAUUAAAAAUGAACAUACAGUAUGUGAACGACUAUGUUCAACUGUAGUAUUUUCUUUAGGCAGGUGAUAUAAUAUGUCUACGAAUAGCGAAUAUAGAGUUUUGUUAAUAUUUAAAAGUUCUGUUUAGACUGCCCAAUGUGACCUUAUUGUUAUACGUGUACCUACCUACUUAUCUACAUGAUAAUUAUUGCGAAUCAUCAGUUGUUAGAAUUUAAAUUAAUGGAUGCUCUCUU
Messenger RNA from Diatraea saccharalis (sugarcane borer), 3385 nucleotides. The record is from the annotation of a GenBank genome assembly. Lineage: Eukaryota; Metazoa; Arthropoda; Insecta; Lepidoptera; Crambidae.